This is a messenger RNA of Vitis vinifera (wine grape), 2826 nucleotides long. Its product is annotated as putative receptor-like protein kinase At3g47110. Bases 1 to 2826 code for a protein of 941 amino acids. The transcript is spliced from 3 exons. NCBI's taxonomy places the organism in Eukaryota, Viridiplantae, Streptophyta, Magnoliopsida, Vitales, Vitaceae. Gene Ontology annotation, molecular function: ATP binding; protein kinase activity; protein binding. The record is from RefSeq and is a predicted model, not a curated record. Gene Ontology annotation, biological process: protein phosphorylation.
AUGUCUUUGAGCAAUUUUACUGAUCAAUCUUCACUACUUGCUUUGAAAGCCCAUAUCACACUCGAUCCACACCAUGUAUUAGCAGGUAACUGGUCCACUAAAACCUCCUUCUGUGAGUGGAUAGGAGUCUCUUGCAAUGCUCAACAACAAAGAGUCAUAGCCUUGGAUCUUUCCAACUUGGGUCUGAGGGGAACCAUCCCUCCAGACCUUGGAAACCUCUCCUUUCUAGUCUCUCUUGACCUUAGCAGCAACAAUUUCCAUGGUCCUGUACCUGUCGAGGUGGGUCAGUUGACUAGUUUGCUAUCAAUGAAUCUGCAAUACAAUCUCCUUAGCGGACAGAUACCACCCAGUUUUGGAAACUUAAACAGGCUUCAAAGCUUGUUUCUUGGAAAUAAUAGUUUUACUGGAACCAUCCCUCCUUCCAUUGGCAACAUGUCAAUGCUUGAAACUUUGGGUUUAGGGGGCAAUCACCUGCAAGGAAACAUUCCCGAAGAGAUUGGUAAACUUUCGACUAUGAAGAUAUUAGAUAUCCAGAGUAACCAGCUUGUGGGUGCAAUUCCUUCGGCCAUCUUCAACAUCUCUUCUUUACAAGAAAUUGCUCUAACCUACAAUAGUCUAUCUGGAAAUCUUCCACCAAACUUUGGCUCGUAUCUUCCCAAUCUUGAAAACCUUAUACUGGAAAUUAAUUGGCUUAGUGGUAUUAUUCCCAGCUCCAUCGGCAAUGCUUCUAAGCUUAGGAGUCUGGAUUUUGGCUAUAACAUGCUCACCGGCUCUAUACCUCAUGCACUUGGGAGUUUAAGAUUCCUUGAGAGACUCAAUCUAGGAGUUAAUAAUUUGAAAGGUGAAUCUUAUAUCCAAGAAUUGAGUUUUCUCACUUCAUUGACAAACUGCAAGCGGCUGAGAAUUUUGUACUUAUCAUUCAAUCCUCUAAUUGGCAUUCUUCCCAUUUCUAUUGGGAACCUCUCUACCUCUCUUCAACGUUUUGAAGCUAAUACAUGCAAACUCAAGGGCAACAUUCCUACUGAAAUUGGAAAUUUAAGUAACCUUUAUCUGUUAUCCUUGAACAACAAUGACUUAACUGGAACUAUUCCUCCGUCAAUUGGACAAUUACAGAAGCUCCAAGGUUUGUAUCUUCCUUCCAAUAAACUACAAGGUUCUAUCCCAAAUGAUAUUUGUCAGCUGAGGAACUUAGGUGAGUUAUUUUUGACAAAUAAUCAGCUCUCUGGAUCUAUACCAGCAUGCUUGGGUGAACUUACUUUUCUAAGACAUCUAUACUUGGGGUCCAACAAACUGAAUUCUACAAUACCUUCGACUCUAUGGAGCUUAAUCCAUAUCUUGUCUUUGGACAUGUCCUCAAAUUUUCUAGUUGGCUAUCUACCAUCAGAUAUGGGAAAUUUAAAGGUUCUGGUAAAAAUAGAUUUGUCAAGGAAUCAAUUGUCAGGUGAAAUUCCAAGUAACAUUGGAGGCCUCCAAGAUUUAACUUCUCUCUCAUUAGCUCAUAAUAGAUUUGAAGGCCCCAUAUUGCACUCAUUUAGCAAUUUGAAGAGCUUGGAGUUCAUGGAUCUAUCCGAUAAUGCUCUAUUUGGAGAAAUACCGAAAUCGUUAGAGGGAUUGGUGUAUCUAAAAUAUCUUGAUGUGUCUUUCAAUGGAUUAUAUGGAGAGAUCCCCCCUGAAGGGCCUUUUGCAAACUUCUCAGCCGAAUCUUUUAUGAUGAACAAGGCAUUGUGUGGUUCACCAAGGCUGAAACUCCCACCCUGCAGAACCGGCACUCGUUGGUCUACCACAAUUUCUUGGCUCCUACUAAAAUACAUCUUACCGGCAAUUUUAUCAACACUACUUUUCUUGGCCCUCAUUUUUGUGUGGACGAGAUGCAGAAAAAGGAAUGCAGUCCUUCCAACUCAGUCAGAAUCAUUACUUACAGCAACAUGGAGGAGAAUUUCUUACCAAGAAAUUUUCCAAGCUACAAAUGGAUUUAGUGCAGGCAAUCUACUUGGUAGAGGAAGUUUGGGGUCGGUAUAUAGAGGAACUCUUUCAGAUGGGAAGAAUGCUGCCAUCAAGGUUUUCAAUUUGCAGGAAGAAGCAGCAUUCAAGAGCUUUGAUGCAGAAUGUGAAGUAAUGCACCAUAUUCGUCAUCGAAAUCUAAUCAAAAUUGUUAGCAGCUGCUCUAACUCUUACAUUGAUUUCAAAGCAUUGGUACUGGAGUAUGUACCCAAUGGAAGUCUGGAGAGGUGGCUGUAUUCUCAUAACUAUUGCUUGGAUAUCCUGCAGAGAUUAAAUAUAAUGAUAGAUGUUGCAUUAGCUAUGGAAUAUCUUCAUCACGGUUGUUCAACACCUGUUGUUCACUGUGAUUUGAAGCCAAGCAAUAUCCUGCUAGAUGAAGAUUUUGGUGGGCACGUUGGUGAUUUUGGUAUUGCAAAACUCCUACGCGAAGAAGAGUCCAUUAGAGAAACACAGACCCUUGCAACCAUAGGGUACAUGGCACCAAAGUAUGUUUCCAAUGGAAUAGUUACCACUAGUGGUGAUGUCUAUAGUUAUGGUAUCGUGUUAAUGGAGACGUUUACAAGGAGAAGGCCUACAGAUGAAAUUUUUUCUGAAGAAAUGAGCAUGAAGAAUUGGGUAUGGGAUUGGCUAUGUGGUUCAAUUACUGAAGUGGUGGACGCCAACUUGUUAAGAGGAGAGGAUGAACAGUUCAUGGCAAAGAAGCAAUGUAUAUCAUUAAUCUUGGGAUUGGCUAUGGAUUGUGUAGCAGAUUCACCUGAGGAGAGGAUCAAGAUGAAAGAUGUUGUAACUACACUCAAGAAAAUUAAAACUCACAUAUCUAGCUAG